GCCAGAAAAGCCGAGAAUAGGGCAAGUAAACACCAGACACCAUCACAACAACUGGAAGCAGCAAAGGCAAAAUCGCGAGCGAGACCAAAACCCUAGCCCCUACGCCGCUGCAGCCGAUCUACGCAGCCGUCGUUCCAUUGCUGCCGGAAUCUUCCCUACAUUCCAUUUCUAACUCUCGCCUUUCCCAAUGGCAGCCAUGCUGCAGCCGCAGAUUAUAUUGCUGAAGGAGGGGACGGACACGUCCCAAGGGAAGGCACAACUGGUCAGCAACAUAAAUGCGUGCAUGGCCGUGGCUGAUGUGGUUCGCACAACGCUUGGCCCAAGGGGAAUGGACAAGCUGAUCCACGACGAGAAAGGCAACACCACCAUUUCGAACGAUGGUGCCACCAUCAUGAAACUUCUAGACAUCGUUCACCCAGCUGCCAAGAUCCUUGUUGACAUUGCCAAGUCACAGGACUCUGAGGUUGGUGAUGGAACCACUACUGUAGUUCUACUUGCAGCUGAGUUUCUGAAGGAGGCAAAGCCAUUUAUCGAGGAUGGAGUCCACCCUCAAAAUCUGAUCCGGAGUUACCGCACUGCUUCCUAUUUGGCACUCGAGAAGAUAAAAGAAGUGGCUGUUGGUAUAGAAGGAAAAAGUCUAGAAGAAAAGAAAACUUUACUGGCAAAAUGUGCUGCUACAACUCUUUCUUCAAAGCUCAUUGGUGGAGAAAAGGAGUUUUUUGCAUCAAUGGUUGUGGAUGCUGUCCUUGCAAUUGGCCAUGGUGACAGGCUAAAUUUGAUUGGUAUUAAGAAGGUUCCAGGAGGUACCAUGCGGGAUUCCUUUCUUGUAAAUGGUGUUGCCUUCAAGAAGACAUUCUCAUAUGCUGGGUUUGAACAGCAACCAAAGAAGUUCAUAAACCCCAAGAUUCUCUUAUUAAACGUUGAAUUGGAAUUGAAAUCAGAGAAAGAAAAUGCUGAGAUAAGACUUUCCGAUCCUUCACAGUAUCAGUCAAUUGUUGAUGCGGAAUGGAAUAUCAUUUAUGACAAAUUGGAUAAAUGUGUGAAGAGUGGGGCCAAAAUUGUUCUAUCACGGCUAGCUAUUGGUGAUCUAGCCACACAGUAUUUUGCAGAUCGGGAUAUAUUUUGUGCUGGUCGUGUGACAGAAGAGGAUCUUCAGCGAGUUGCAGCUGCCACAGGUGGAACUGUGCAGACGUCUGUUAAUAACAUUAUUGAUGAGGUUCUUGGGUCUUGUGAUCUGUUUGAGGAAAGGCAAGUUGGAAAUGAACGCUUUAAUAUAUUUAGUGGGUGCCCAUCUGCUCUGACAGCUACCAUUAUUCUACGUGGUGGAGCUGAUCAGUUCAUUGAAGAAGCUGAAAGGAGUUUACAUGAUGCAAUCAUGAUUGUUAGAAGAGCUCUAAAAAAUUCUACUGUUGUUGCUGGUGGUGGUGCAAUAGAUAUGGAGAUAAGCAGAUACUUGAGGCAGCAUGCACGGACAAUUGCUGGCAAAUCUCAGCUUUUUAUUAACUCCUAUGCCAAAGCUCUAGAGAUUAUCCCUCGACAGCUUUGCGAUAAUGCUGGCUUUGAUGCGACCGAUGUACUGAACAAGUUGAGACAAAAGCAUGCACUACAAUCUGGUGAGGGUGCACUGUAUGGGGUAGAUAUUAACACUGGUGGAAUUGCUGAUUCGUUUGCUAACUUUGUUUGGGAGCCAGCAGUUGUCAAGAUCAAUGCCAUAAAUGCUGCUACUGAGGCAGCUUGCCUCAUCUUAAGUGUGGAUGAGACUGUGAAAAACCCAAAGUCUGAGAGUGCACAGGGAGAGGCUGCUGCAAGUGCCAUGGGUAGGGGUCGAGGUGGAGCUGCUUUCCGUGGCCGUGGACGUGGAAUGAGGAGGCGGUAGUGGCCUUCCCCAUCUUAAUACGGUGAAGAAUCAUUGGUUCUGGUAGUAAAAGUAUCAGUGAGACUGGGCUUCAAAACCUACUUUGUUAACCAACUUAAGCUCAUGUUGUGAGGGUUAAGUUGUAUUUCAUCUCCUCCUUCAAUAGCCAAUCAUUGUUUGACUAAUGGAACCUCAGGCCGAUGUGACAAUUUUACUGUUAUAUCUGGUUUGUUUGGGGAAUGUGGCUGCCGCUGCCCACGUUAUUUUUGUGUCUCGAAGUGUUUGGUAAUCUUUGGCUCUUGUAUGAAUUCUGAUUUUUGGCAUUGACAGGAAGUUUGCAGUAA
Messenger RNA from Diospyros lotus (date-plum), 2199 nucleotides. RefSeq names its product T-complex protein 1 subunit eta. Gene Ontology annotation, molecular function: ATP binding; ATP-dependent protein folding chaperone; ATP hydrolysis activity. Gene Ontology annotation, cellular component: chaperonin-containing T-complex. The coding region runs from base 188 to 1876 and encodes 562 amino acids. NCBI's taxonomy places the organism in Eukaryota, Viridiplantae, Streptophyta, Magnoliopsida, Ericales, Ebenaceae. Gene Ontology annotation, biological process: protein folding. The record is from RefSeq and is a predicted model, not a curated record. The transcript is spliced from 14 exons.